UUAUACCUACUCGUUUUUUCAGCGCGAACCUCACAUGGCGUGACAUUCAACAUCUAACGGUAUUGACGUCUAAAAGGAACUCAUUGUAUGACGCAAAGGGUCGUUUUCAUUGGACAAUGAACGGCGUGGGGCUAGAGUUCAACCAUCUGUUUGGUUUUGGAGUGCUCGACGCAGGUGCCAUGACGGCUUUAGCGGCGAACUGGCGAUCUGUGCCCCCUCGGUAUCAUUGCGAAGCUGGCUCUGUUAAAACGCAUACUGAAAUACCAACAGAUGGCAGUGUGACCCUUCGCAUCGAGACCACGGCGUGUUCCGAGUCGGCAAGUGAAGUGCGAUACUUGGAACACGUUCAGGCGGUCGUUAGUGCUAAUGCUUCGCGACGUGGUGACCUCGAAUUCUUCUUAACAAGUCCAAUGGGAACUAGAUCAAUGAUACUAAGCAGGCGAUCAAAUGACGAUGACAUGCGAGAUGGUUUCGUCAAGUGGCCUUUCAUGACGACACACACCUGGGGAGAAUAUCCACAAGGCACUUGGACUUUAGAGGCUCGUUUCAACGGUGGUUCAGGACCCAGUUCAGCAUCAGGUUGGCUUCGGGGUUGGUCUUUAGUUCUUCACGGAUCCAAGGCGCCGCCCUACGCCCAGUUACAGCCCCAAGACCCAAAUUCCAAGCUAGCUGUCGUCAAGAAAGCACACGAAGACAACGCACAUACAAAAUAAGCAAUUUUUCUUAAGCAUUCCUUUUAGCUAGCACGUGAGAAAAAUGGGGCCAAUUUGUUUGAUAUUCAAAUACAUAGCCAUUGUGAAGAGGAAAUAAAUGCUUAAUUUGUUUCUAUGUUUAAAUCGUCAAGUAAAAAUCAAGUUGGUGAAUGAAGAAUUCAGCAUUACCUGUAUAUUUUGAUACGCUUUAUUUUCUUUAUAGUAACGAAGAAACUUAAAAUCUUGUCUUGUCACGUGCUAGAGCAAAAGAGAGAAUUGUUCCGCAAACGUCUUUCAUUCAAAAGUUUAUCUUAACGACUCUUUAGUUAGGUAAUUAUUUAAGUUUCGAAUUUAGAAUACAUGCCAAAACUUGUACUUAUUGUCCUUAUUUAUGAAAGUUUUCAUGCUUUAAUAAUUUUAUAUUUUAAGAUAUAAAAAAAAAUAUUUUUAUUCACGCAAUUGUGAAAAGCUAAACAUUAUAAAUAUCGAUUCAAAAUAGUAGUUGUAAUUCAUACGGGUUUAUUACAAUCGAUCUAGUCAUACAAAGUUUUGAUUUCACCUCACAAGGCAAACACAAGGAAAACAAUAUCAGUAUUACAACUAUUUAGCAUUAUAUUGAUUGAAGAUAGCUUCGUAAAUGACCUUUUUCUCUAUAAUAUAUUUCAUUCAUAUUAAAAAACUAAAUAACAUAUCACACUAUGAUAUAUCCAAUCUUUAAUAAACAAAAAUAUAGAAUCUGUUAUGCAUAAAUCUAUUGUUUUAUAACUACAGUCAACUGUUAUAACGACAUCGAAGGGACUACUCAUAUUUGGUC
Molecule: messenger RNA, 1506 nt
Organism: Pieris napi
Lineage: Eukaryota; Metazoa; Arthropoda; Insecta; Lepidoptera; Pieridae
Product: neuroendocrine convertase 2-like
Exons: 5
Coding region: 117-713 (198 amino acids)
Biological process (GO): protein processing
Cellular component (GO): Golgi membrane; trans-Golgi network
Molecular function (GO): serine-type endopeptidase activity
Source: RefSeq, a predicted model, not a curated record